AUGGAGGCGCUGGGCGUUGGGAAGAAGAAGAAGAGGGUGAGGCGGAGUGAGGAAGUGCCUACCCAGAACAGGAAGAGGGAGACAGGUGCAGAGGAAACUAGUGUUGGUAAGGGGAGAGAAGUGGAAGGGGUCCCAGGGAGGGUAGGUGGCCCAGAGGCGGUGAAAGUUGGUUCAGAGGGGAUGGAGGUUGUGCCAGUGGUGGCGACGAUCGCCGUAGGGGUCACAGAGGCCGCCCCCGAAGGGCAAAUGGGGGAUGAGGCAGCUGGCCCAGAGCCAAGGAGGGAAGAACAGCCCGAGGGGGGUCCUACACCUCAAGCAGGGGGGGUCAGUCUAAAUACGGCGAUCUACCAUGCUCGUGCGAUUGCGGGGCGGCUGGAAGGGGAAGAAGGUCCAACUAGGGCGGAAGCAGACCGCUUGGUAAGGGUGGUAGAAGAGGCAGCCUUGCGCUCGGCAUCUAGAUUCAACGAGGCCGAACUGCUAAGGGGUUUGUACUCCGCUCAAAUGGAGGUAACCACCUUAGCAGGGGCUUUGCUGAGGAAGGCGGGGGCUGCCAAACUCAAGGAAGAUGAGGUCAGGGCUCAGCUUGCCAAGUUAAAGAAGAAGAGUGCAAGUUGGGAGAGUGCCCAUACUGAGUUGCAAGCAGUUAAGAAGGAGCUGGAGAGAGAGCGCGCCAAGGCAGUGGAGGAGAAGGAGAGGCUUCAGAAGGAGUUGGAAGUAGAGAGAGUGCAGGCAACGGCGGAGAAGGAGAGCUUGAAGAAGGAGUUGGAGGCAGAACGGGCAAAGGCUGCGUCAGAGAGGUCGGCCCUACAGAAAGAGCUGGACGAAGAAAGGGUAAAGGCAGCCUCUGAAAGGGAGGCUUAUCCCGAUCUGUGCGUUGCAGCGGUGGAGCAAUUCAAAGGGUCGGCCGAAUUCCAGACGGCGGUUGAUGCCGUGGUUGCGAGUAGCCUGGUUGGGCAAGAAUCUGGGGGGGUGGGCCCAUCGAGGACGACCACUGGAAGCAGAACUGACGCAGAGGUUAUUGCAAGCUUCCAGCAGUCCGACUUUUAUAAGUAUGAAAUGGUUGAGUACUGGGACAGUGGUUGGAAGAUGUUCAAACAUAGAGCCGAAGAGCUGUUCCCAGGCUUAGACCUUAGUAGUGUAACGAUUGGUGAAAACGAUGUGGCCCAAACCCCCCUGGAGGAGGGCAUUGAAGAAGAAGACCUCUUCUCCAGUGGGGAGGAGUAA
Camellia sinensis is the source of this 1224-nucleotide messenger RNA. Lineage: Eukaryota; Viridiplantae; Streptophyta; Magnoliopsida; Ericales; Theaceae. The record is from RefSeq and is a predicted model, not a curated record.